AUUUAAAUAUGCAACCAAAUUUUGAAGAUCAAACUGGAGAAUAUAUUUCCAAUUUUUGUAAAAUAUUAGAAAAACACACAAGUAAAUGGUCAAGCCUUUUAAAGGAAUCAGCAAAACCCUUACGAGCCUUAAUUAAUUACUGUGAACAGUUGCGUCACGUUGAACAGGCUAAUAUUAAAUAUAUUGACAAUUUCGAAGAACUUAAGGAAAAGCUUCUAUUCAAGAUAUCCGAAGGCAUCGAAGAAGAAAUAAUUUUGAUAAAAAAUAUAAUAAAUCAACUGAAUUUAUCCAAUCAAGAAAUAAAAAAUAAACUGCACAUAUUAGAAAAAUCUACGAUUAAUUUGGACUGGGAAGAAAAAUCCGAUUUAUUGAAAGGAACUGCUUUCCAACCUCCUUUAACUAGGAUCCUUCAAGAGGGAUUAGAUUUCGUUAAUUAUUUUUCAGAUAAUUAUAAACUAAUAAACGAACAUUUCAAAAAGUUGGAUCCAAGAAACGAAGAAAGUAUCAAACGUUUCGAAAGCGCAUUACAAGUAGAAUUGAAAAAUAAAAUCGUCAUCGACUUCUUAGCUUUAGUCCAAUAUAUCUAA
Phyllotreta striolata is the source of this 587-nucleotide messenger RNA. NCBI's taxonomy places the organism in Eukaryota, Metazoa, Arthropoda, Insecta, Coleoptera, Chrysomelidae. The record is from the annotation of a GenBank genome assembly.